Messenger RNA from Hirundo rustica (Barn swallow), 11575 nucleotides. It is a transcript of the gene COL4A4, whose product is annotated as collagen type IV alpha 4 chain. Gene Ontology annotation, cellular component: collagen trimer. The transcript has 49 exons. The record is from RefSeq and is a predicted model, not a curated record. Gene Ontology annotation, molecular function: extracellular matrix structural constituent. NCBI's taxonomy places the organism in Eukaryota, Metazoa, Chordata, Aves, Passeriformes, Hirundinidae. Bases 243 to 5405 code for a protein of 1720 amino acids.
ACACUUUAUGACUGGCUUGGAUUUUCCAUUUGAAGCAACCAGUCCCUGCAAUAUUGUAUUGCCUCACAAUUUUGCUUAUAUUGUUUAUAUUACUAAUGUAAAAAGUCAGUGAGGUUCAGAGGGGAAAACAUCACCAGUAUGGAGCAGUGUUUAUAGACCAUCUACGAACAGAAGGAAAGAGAAGACCUGCCAUUUAAAGAAAAAAAAAAAGUGCUGCAUAUACAAAUCCUCAAUCAGCAGGAAUGGCAUUAACAAAGGAUUCAUUUGAAUGGAUUAAAUGGCUUAUCACAGCUGCCUGGUGGCUGCUGAUUGUUUUUUCAACUCAAGGAAUUGAUGGGGGAGGAUAUGCAUAUAUUGAUUCAUGUGGGGGACAGGAUUGUUCAGUUUGUCGGUGCUUUCCAGAAAAAGGAUCAAGGACUGCUUUAUUUUCCUUCUUGCUCUGCCCUGCUCCUGGUGAAAUGAGAAAGGCUGGUUACAAGCCAGAGUCCAUUGCACAGUGGAAAGGGUUGCUGUAUUAUUUGCCUACAAUCUGUGUGGAGUUGCUGGGCAUUUUCACUUUUGUUCUUAUGAACAGAAGGGUCAGCCUGGUGAGCUGGGAGCUCAAGGUCCAAUUGGGUCCUUGGGACCUACAGGACCAGCUGGUUUGCCAGGGGAGAAAGGACAGAGAGGGCCCAACUGGAGUCCCGGGAUUUCCUGGUUUAGACGGUGUUCCUGGCCUCCCAGGAAGGGAAGGACCCAGAGGCAAGCAUGGUUUGGAUGGCUGCAAUGGCUCAAGGGGAGACCCAGGAUUUCCAGGAGAGAACGGUUAUAUGGGGCCAAGAGGUCCUUAUGGAAUUCCAGGGCAAAAAGGAGAAAAAGGAAAUUCAGUGUAUGUUUCACGUUUUGGAAAAGGACUUCCAGGAGAGAGAGGUGACCCUGGACCCCCUGGCGUGCCUGGACCUAGAGGGCCAAGAGGUACAACGGGCCCAUCUGGAUACCCAGGCCAUCCAGGCUUGCCUGGUAUUCCAGGUUACCCUGGUUUGCCAGGUGAACAGGGAAAUCCAGGGAUUGGAGUGGAUGGACAAAAAGGGGAGCCGGGUGACAUCGGAAUGCCUGGGCCGCCUGGGUCACCGCUGUUAGUUGGACCUCCUGGAGCUCAGCUGUUCAAAGGACAAAAGGGCCAAAAAGGAUUACCUGGGGUAACAGGAUACAGAGGGCCACGUGGACCCAAAGGCACACUUGGGAGAGGAGAAAAGGGUGAAAAAGGCCUUCCUGGAUUCCCUGGAUUGCGGGGUCAUCCUGGUUCUUAUGGACCUGCUGGUUUUCCUGGAAUGAAGGGUGAAACAGGAUUUGCUGGUUUUCCUGGACAACCUGGCUAUCCAGGCAUACAGGGGGAUCCAGGAGAGAAAGGGCCCCCAGGUCCUCCUGGAGCUGUUGGAACUCCACUGCCUCCUAUAAAAGGUCCACGAGGAGAUCCUGGAUUUCCAGGUCCCGUUGGUGAAAUGGGGUCAGUUGGACCCAUUGGUCCAUCAGGCCUUCUAGGAAGACCAGGAUAUGAUGGAACAAGUCUUCCUGGCCUGCCAGGAGUAAGUGGGGCACCAGGACCUCAAGGUUUUCAAGGUGACCCUGGUUUGCCUGGGACAGGUGAAUUAAUCCCAGGAAGACCGGGAUUUCCUGGACCACCAGGCCUACCAGGGCAGCCAGGAAGACAAGGCUUACCUGGACUACCCAGUAUAAUCUGUACUGACAGAGGGAUCCCUGGAGAACCUGGAGCAAAAGGUCAGAUAGGCCUUCCAGGAAGAAAAGGUGCAAAAGGAGAGAAGGGAAGCCAAGGCCUCUGCUCAUGUAGUGCUGGUCCUCCUGGUCCCCGUGGUGUGACAGGACCUCCAGGUACUGAAGGAAGGAAAGGACAGAUGGGAUACCCUGGAAGACAUGGAGAAAAGGGCGACCCAGGCUUAUCUGGUGCAGUGGGAUCACCAGGACUCCCUGGGACUCCUGGUUCUGCUGGACAGCAUGGGGAAAAAGGAGAGAAGGGUGAUCCAGGAAGAGUUAGAAUAAAAGGAUUAAAAGGUGAAAGAGGACCAACUGGGCUUCCAGGAUUUCCAGGCCAAAGAGGUCUUGAUGGCAGAGAUGGAGAACUAGGAUUGCCAGGGGAAAAAGGAGCUGAGGGUGAUUCUGGAGUAGCAAUUCCGGGUGAUAAAGGAUUCCUUGGGCUGCCGGGACCUCCUGGGGUAAAAGGCCAGAUGGGAUUGCCUGGUUUGGGGCUUCCUGGGCCUCCAGGAGCCAGAGGUAGCCCUGGAGACUUUGGUGAUAUGGGUAAUGUUGGGCCACCUGGCCCAAAAGGCCAGAAAGGUGAAACUGUCUGCAUUACAUCACCAUAUCCUGGAAGCCCAGGUCCCCCAGGCUUUAAAGGUGUUCAAGGACAAAAGGGUUUAAAAGGACUCCCUGGGCAUCCUGGACCAAAUGGCUUUGAUGGGCAAAAAGGGCAUAGAGGAAGGCCAGGAGCAGGAAUCCCUGGGCCAGAAGGCUUUCGAGGCACAGCUGGUGAUCCUGGUGAUGAAGGUGAAAGAGGAUCUACAAUUGAUGGCAAAAAUGGCCUUCCAGGUCCACCUGGCACAGAUGGCCAGAAAGGUCUUCCAGGUGACACCACGUACGGCCCCCCAGGAAUCCCAGGCACCAGGGGACUGCCAGGACCCCCUGGUGCACAGGGAGCAAGGGGUAAUCCAGGCAUUCCUGGACUUCAAGGACAACCUGGUACCCCAGGAUUUCCAGGUGCCAAAGGUUUUAGAGGCCCAGAAGGUGAUGUAGGAGCACCAGGCUGUCCAGGCUUCCCUGGCUCACCAUGUGUCCCAGGCUUACCUGGACCACCUGGGCUCAGAGGUGUCAUGGGCCUGCCAGGACCUCAAGGCUUACCAGGCUUUAAAGGUCAAAGGGGAGACAGGGGCCUGGCUGGGCCACCUGGAAUCAAAGGUCUCAAAGGCUCUCUGGGCUCACAAGGUCUCCCAGGUCCUCCAGGCUCACGAGGUCCCCCAGGACUUCCAGGCAAUAAAGGACCCAUUGGCUUCCCAGGAGAAACAGGAAGCAAAGGCAUUCAAGGACCCCGGGGAUUCCCAGGACUCCCAGGAAUACAAGGCCCAACGGGAAUUUUUGGUGUAAAAGGUGAAGAAGGAAAAAUGGGUCUACCUGGGCCUAGUGGAGAAUGUGGAGAUAUGGGAAUGAAAGGUGAAAGGGGGCCUCCAGGAGACAGCGGCUAUGUUAAUCUCCGUCUUGAGAAAGGACAAAUGGGGGACCCAGGGUUUCCUGGUGAGCAUGGACUGAGAGGUGAAAGAGGUGAAAAAGGCAAUACUGGUUUCAGAGGCACACGAGGAUUUCCAGGGAAGAAUGGUGUUCCAGGACUGCCAGGUGACCAAGGUGACACUGGAGUGAUGGGGUUUCCAGGAUCACGGGGUUUGCCUGGACCAAAGGGCCUUCAAGGAAUGACAGGUUUUCAAGGAGAACCAGGUGACCAGGGUGAUGUUGGCUUACCAGGAAACCCUGGAUAUCCAGGACUGCCUGGCCUGAAAGGAUGUAAAGGUGACAGAGGUGACCCAACUCCUCUGCUUGGCACACGCGGUCGGAAAGGGCCUCCAGGAGAUCCAGGACUGCCAGGGCUUCGUGGAUUUCCAGGGGAGAAGGGUUCACCAGGUGUCCAAGGACAGCCUGGAAGACCAGGAUCCAAGGGUGACCCUGGAUAUCCAGGGCCACCUGGAUUACCAGGAGCUACAGGUCCUCAAGGAUUGCCAGGAGAGCCUGGAGAAGAAGGAAAACCUGGAAUUUUGGGACCUCCAGGAUUGCAAGGGUUACCUGGAUUCCAAGGCAGAAAAGGUCUUCCUGGACUGCCUGGACUGGAUGGCUUGGAUGGACUGAAAGGUCAGAAGGGUUCUGCAGGAGCUCCAGGUCAGAGUGAGGCAGGGCCCCCAGGAUACCCAGGAGAAAUUGGACCAAAAGGAGACAGAGGUGAACCUGGAUGGCCUGGUAUUUCUAUUCCAGGCUCCCCUGGAGAAAGGGGAUUCCCAGGAUUUCCAGGUAGAAGAGGACCUGUUGGACCUGCUGGACCUAUGGGAAGAUCUCCUGAUAGUGCUUCCCCUGGUCCUCCAGGUGAUCAAGGAUUACCUGGUUUAGACGGCAUCAGAGGUGAUCCUGGGACUCCUGGUCCUCCUGGGGAGACUAUCUUUGUGCAAGGAGAUCCAGGUGAUACUGGCAUUCGAGGGGCACCAGGUAAUCCUGGGCCACGAGGACAACAGGGAGCCAGAGGCCCUCCAGGGAGCCAAGGAAGAGAAGGCCCAAAGGGUCCUAUGGGGGUGCAUGGCCCACAGGGUCCACCUGGUGCUUCAGGACAACCAGGAGACCAAGGUUUUCCAGGAAGACCUGGUCCCAGAGGUCCCACAGGUUUCAUAGGUGAUCCUGGGGAGCCAGGAAAAGUAGAUGAUUCAUGCCCUACAAUCCCAGGGCCUCCUGGGGAAGCAGGGCAAAGAGGAGAGGACGGCUCUGCAGGAUUACCAGGGCCAAUAGGCCACCCUGGACCCCAAGGCAUAAAAGGUGAAGAAGGAUCACGUGGCCUGCCAGGUCAGGAUGGGUUACCUGGAGCACCUGGACCACCGGGUGACCAAGGGAGCCGAGGAGAGCAAGGAUAUGCUGGGCCCCAAGGUCCACCUGGCCAGACUGGUGUCCCAGGACAACCAGGCCCCCAGAUUAGAUCUGCAAGUGGAUUCCUGCUCGUCCAUCACAGUCAGUCAGACAGAGAACCGCUCUGCCCACAGGGGAUGCCAAAGCUAUGGACUGGCUAUAGCCUGCUGUACCUGGAAGGACAAGAGAAAGCCCAUAAUCAAGAUCUUGGCCUGGCAGGAUCCUGCCUGCCUGUGUUUAGUACCAUGCCCUUUGCCUACUGCAACAUCAACCAGGUGUGUUACUACGCCAGCCGCAAUGACAAGUCCUACUGGCUGUCCAGCGCUGCUCCGCUGCCGACGGCGCCGCUGUCCGAGGAGGAGAUCCGGCCGUACAUCAGCAGAUGCGCUGUGUGCGAGGCCCCGGCACAGGCAGUGGCACUGCACAGCCAGGACCAGUCCAUUCCCCCCUGCCCGCUCAACUGGAGGAGCCUUUGGAUUGGAUACUCUUUUUUGAUGCACACUGGAUCUGGUGACCAGGGUGGGGGACAGUCCCUUAUGUCACCCGGAAGCUGCCUGGAAGACUUCAGGUCAGCACCAUUCAUCGAGUGCCAGGGCCAGCGGGGAACGUGUCAGUUCUUUGCUAAUGAAUACAGUUUCUGGCUGACCACCGUGAUGCCUGAGCUGCAGUUUGCAUCAGCCCCCGUGUCAGGGACUCUUAAAGACGGACAAGAGCAGAGGAAAAAAAUCAGUAGAUGCCAGGUAUGCCUGAAGCAUGGCUAAGAAGCAAACCAAAAGCAGGCAGCUACAGAGAGGCUUGCGGGACGACGAGCAACGUGCUAAAGGUUUCAACAGCAGCUCGUGUUUGAAUCUGUGUGAAAGCGUGCAGCACUGUUCUCUUUGUUGGAAUGGAAAAAUGAGACAAAAAUGAGGGAUCUGUUGAGCCUCAUCCACCCAUGUACACACAUCCACAGGCAGCAAAAUCUCGUGUAAAACAAUUAAUCAAAAAAAAAAGACAAAACUGUCCCAUUGGAGUCAACUGCUGUAAUGUACAAGGAACAAGGUGAGCUUGGAGGAUUGAGUCAAGCUGGGAAGACCAAGGACACUGCCUGUUGUGCAAGAGAAUGGAUUUCCUGUAAGAAAUGGCAUUUACAGCAGGAAGAAUAUGUGCAUUUACAUGGCAUAUUGUAAAUAUUUAUCCAUACAAAUGUCAAAGCUCUGUAGCCAAAUUUCCCAAGCUAAAGAAACAUUGCACUUGCUCUUUCCAAGGGAAGGGAAAAAUGUAAUUGUUAAAGAAUAAUCUAAUAAUAAAAACAAUGAAGAUCAAAGUCUUUUACCGCUGCAGUACUGAACCAGACUCUGAAAGAACUGUUAAUUGGGCUUUCAUAGACAACAAAAAGCUGCAAAUCCAUUUAACAGCAGAUUGUGUAAGAAAAUAAAAUUAGCUGAGAUAACAAAUCCUUAAAAACCUGUAUUUAUAUUUACAAUUAAUUUCUAAGAGCAGUUACAUUAAAUUAUUAAACUCUAAUCCAAGUUGCCAAAGACACAAAGCAAUUUCUAAUAUUAAUUGAAAAGAAACAGUGACAUGGUGAUAACAUGGAUGAACUUAUCUGAGUGAUGAAUACAAGAAGUGUUAGGAAAAUAAAUUGCAUUCAUUUUUCGCUUCUUUCUUUAUAAAUACACCAUGGAAAAAAAGAACCACCACCAUUAAGAUCCUUAUGGAAUGACAGCUCUGAAGAUCCUUUUUAUUUUUUAAAGCACUUAUUGUAAAAACGUUCAUAUCCUAAAGCACUAAUCACCUUUUGAAAAAAUGAAAAGACAUUUGUACCCCCUUCAUUCAUCUGUAAAACGAGAACAAUUCAAUGGUUCUAUAUUGUGCGGAAACAUCUGAAAACAGAUUGCAAAUGGAGAAUCCAUCAUGUGCAGAAGGACCACAAAUGCUCCUUUUACCACUUAAAUAAGCUACAUUUUAUUGGAAUGGAAUCAAAUGCUUUUUCCAGCACUUUUCAUUUCAAUUUGUGUUCACUGAGGUGCCCCCAGCAAAAGGAUUUUCAAGGAAAACUGCGAUCCACAUCCAAGGGUCCUAAUUCAAAGCAAACUCCCUCUGAAGCCAUCACGAGUACAACAGCCUGAUCAACCAAUUUAAAAGCUGGAUACACAAACUCAAAGAGCAGGAAAGACAGACAUUCCAGGCUCAGCCAGAGGAAAAUAAAGCAGAGGAUAAGUCCAGUCAAGUGUAAAUACAUCUGACUGUGCAACUUCCUCCUGACACAACCAACCAACCCUCUCUGAUGUGCUGUUCUUAUGUGGUGGUCAACUGACUCUGCCCCUCCACCUGGGCAAGGGGCUGGAGCCCUCCUGGGCCAUGUGCCAUUCCCAGUGUGCCAGGGAACACUGGGAUGGGCACACCUCAGGUCGCUCCCGGGUGAUCCUGUCUGGAGCAGGGGCCAAUCCCUGCCAUUGGCCUGGAUGCAGGAAUUCCAUCUCUCCCUGAUUCAGGCAGCAUCCCAUGAGCAGGGGAGAGCAGCUCUCCAGUCUGACAUAAACCCCAAAAUCUCAACUCUGUGAGGUGCUGAGCAGCUGAGGAGCUUCCUGCGGGAAGAGAGCAGCGGGUGGAGAGGAGCAGCCAUGCUUAGGCCACCCGUUCUCCAAGGUGUGCAGGCUGUGUUUCCAAAAAGGCCUCAGCUACAGCCCCAUGGGGCUGGGAGCUGCUGCUCAGUCACAGGAACACCCAGCGGCUCGGGUCAUGGCCCCAUUGCCUGAGUGCAUUUAGCUGAUUCCACACUGAGGUCUCAUUUAUGAGCCUCACCUGACAGUGCUCACCAGUUCCUCCAUCACUCAUCUGCAGUUCCUUUUCAGGUGAGAAACUCCGGAGAGGGGCUGUUGCUGUCCUGGAAAGCAAACUGGGGCUUUAGGUAUAAACUGCACUGAGGUAAACAAUAAUCAAAACCUUAUAUACUGUGUUACUGCAAACUAGGUCACAGGGACAAGGUGAAGACAAGGGUUUUUGAAGAAAAGGGUUUUUGGAACUGCAUCUGUGUUCAUCUAACUUGAACAAAUGCACCAAAAAAUUUUUAAGACAUCAGCAAAAAGCCUCACCAAUAAUUUAAAUAGGCCAUUUCACAGCAUUUUACCACGUUGCUCUUUUGUUUGCUUUAAAACAUCACACAACCCCUCCCCCCCCACUUGUGUCUCAUUUUGAUGCAGUUUUUGCAACUGUGCCACUUCCAUUUUAUUAUGGUCUGUCUAUAUAUAGGAAGUGUAUUUUUAAGCUACUACUUUUAGGCCAGAUAUUUCAUAAUUGUGUAAAUUCCUGUUCCAUGCUCAGUUAACUCCAGAAGGCAUUUGUCAGAAAUAUUGAACUAAUUUGAAAUAAAAUUGCAGAUAAAUUGCUUAAUAUUACACAGCAAGUAAAACAGAUCAAAGUAUAAAGCAGCAGAUGCUUUAACUCCACAAUCAUUUGUCCAGUAACUAUAAGCAGAAAAAUAAUUGAUAAAUUAUUCAUAGGGAACCUAUUUAUGAAAUUAAGUGUGAAAAGGCAUAGCUGAAACUGUUAAAGAGUAAAAACACUACUAAAAGCAAUGGCCUUGUACUGGCCCCUGAAGUCCAAAUUACCUUUACUAUGCAUUCCAGAGUUUGGACCUUGUGUAGACCCAGUCAAGAGGUGAAUUUUAUCCUCAACAGCAGGCAGGAUAUUAAGAGCAACACAGAAAAUUAUGCUGGCUGCAGUUGGAGGUCACUGAAAUUGGAGCCAUUUGGGGUGAACUGCCCUCAAAUUAAAUUCAGAACCAGUGAUUUCCAACGAGAUUUGCUUGCUCAUCACCCUGGCAAACCAUGGCCAGGACACAGGGAAGGUCCUGGUUCUAACUCAAGGCAAACCCUCGGGGUAGAUGGCAGCUUCUUGUCCCUCCCAUCCCUGUGCAUCAGGAUUUCUAGAGGAUAACAAGUGGAAGAAAAACACUGCAUGGCCUGAAACCUGAUCUGCUCACAAGAAAUGUAGCCAUUUUUGUUUCAUUUGAUGUUUUCAUUACAAGGAAGGAGAUGCACAAGUCCAAUACUGAAAACAUCUCUUGAAUGUCAUCUUUUGGUGUAUACAGAGGGUGUCAAAAGGGAGAUACUAAAGCAAAACUUAAAACUGGUAUAAUUUAUAUUUUAUCAUAAUGGUGCUAUGCCAUAAAAAUGGUAUUUUAAAGAGUACUUCAAAUUCAUCUGUGUACAACAGUUUUUGGAUUUGGAGUCCAUAAUCUACAUGCACAGAACAGCUAUCAGAAUGAGAGGACAGCAAAGCUGCUUCAUCUCCAGACAGAGGUGGUGCUUGGCUGGGGGCUGUGAGCUGCCCCAGCCUCCUGGAGCAGCAGUGCAGGGCCAUGGCCAGGCCCUGCUGCCCCAGGUCCCUGCCUGUCAUGUGCUGUGAGCUGGCAGGGGUGGGCAGCUGGCCCUGGCUGGCAGCCACACAUCUGCCCAGCUGCUUCACCCCGGCAGGACAGGAGGGAAAACAGGAGAAAGAGCAGGAAAACUCAUUGGUCAGAACAGAGAUGGGGAAAUCACUUACCAAGUACUGUUGAGGGCUAAACACUCAGCUCAGGGAAUUCAAUCUAUUAUUCUGGGGAAAAAGUUGACAAACCUUAACAUAGCUUUCCUCCAAGUUUCCCAGGGUCAACUCACUCAAGCCCCUGCUCUGCUCUCCUGUCAGCACAGCAAGUGCCAGUCAGUCCCUUCAGUGAGGCAGGGGGCAGCCAGAAGCUUCUUGGGCCAGGUGUUGUUCCAGGUACAAAGUGGCUUCUCUGUGCUGCACCUUCCUUCUCACUCUCCUCCUGUGCUCUGACAUUGCUCCUCCAUGGGCUGCAGCCCUUUUGUGGGAGUACCUGCACUGGCAUGGGUCAUUUCCAGAAUCACAUUAUUACGUUCAUCAAGUUUAAGCAAAACUGGUCCAGGGAUUCUUCCAGGGUAAUCUCUUAGCCAGAAACACUUCUUUCCUACUUUGGCAGGUUCAUGAGCACCAGAAAACAACAAUAGUAGUAUGAAAACAGUCAAACCCCAGAAUUCCUACAGUCCAUACAUUUUUUUGCCUCUAUUUAAGGUAAAUUAAGCAAUUUAUCCAUUAACCCAGGCAGCUCAGUUGUUUGAAAAGGAUCCCCCUAAAGCUGUAAAACGCACUCUGGAGCAGACUGAAUGUGCCCUGCACACACCUGCUCUGGGCACACAGGGCCAGCCUGCAGGGACUGUGCCAGCACUCCAGCACAGCGUGUGGGGCCACAGCAGCAGCCCUGAGCAAUGAUCUGACUUGCAGCAUCAUCCAGCCUCAGAACACAAACCACAGCCACGUGGGAGUUUGUUUCUGUUAUCCCACAUGGCCACUUCAGACCCACGUCCCAGACUGACUCCAGGCCCUUCCAGGGCUCACAAGCAAUCCUUAAGUAACUUGUAACUCCACUCAGUGGCCAUCCACAAACAAAUGCUGCACAGAUGAGUUCUGUUCUAAGGCUUGACUUGCGUUAGAACUGUCUGAGCAACACAGAAAACAAUCAUCCAAGGCCAUGGGGAGGAGCUGUAAUGGGGAACAGUUGUUCGCAAGAAAAAGGAUCUCUCCAAAGCCAGCUGUGAGAAGCAGCAGUCAGGCAAGGACAGAGCCCAUCAGUCUUCAAAACAAUAAAAAAAUUCUGUCAGCUCUGGUAAGAACCUUCCAGCAGGUGAAGCAACUGCUUCAUCAAACUGGGGAUCUAUUUCAUGACUGGAUCUGAUUUCAGAAAUCGGCAUUUUAAACUGACCGAACAACAAAAACAGCUGCUGAAAUUCUGCCCACCUGAACCAUCUGGAGAACUAGCCAGGUGGAGAAAAAAAAUCCCCACCAGCACUCCAACAGAUGCUGCUCCAUAUUCAUAUUGAGUAGCUUUCCCCUGUCCUAGUCACUUCAUCCAGAUGUUCCAGAAGGUACUGGAAGUUCAAUUAGAGGUGACAUUUUGUAAGUGCAAAGUAAAAACAACUCCAUAUUUAUCAUUCUGGAGUGAACCUGUCCAACACACACAGUUCCUCCACGUAAGGCGGCUCACACACCUCUGCAGCACAGCUCACCUUGUGCUUGACCACACACUCCUCCACAAAAGAAGACCAGCUUGAGCUUUGUGGGGUUUGAAAUGCCACUUGUUUAUCCUGCUCUAAAGAGACAGAAGAAGGAAAUCCUGGAAUAUCUCUACUUUAUCAGGAAAGUUCACUAUCUACACAUUCAGAAAUCUUUUGUUUGCACUCCCAUUGCUGCAAAUUAGGCCAAUUUCUGCUGGUAAAUGGACAAGAGAGCUGAGCUUACUGCUGUUCUUGUGCAGCAGAAGAAUGCUGUCAUACAUAUUCUUAAUCUGCUCUUUCACUAACCCAAUUGCUUUACCCAUCCCAGCAGAUCAUAUAAACAAAAAUGCCCAAACCGUAUUUGAUUUGUGUGAAAAACUGUCUUUCUCCAGUUCUCCCAGCUCCUGAAAGAGUAAAUGGAUAUCAGAAUUCAUUGUAAGACUUUUUAGAAAGCUUGACAAUCCUUCAGGGACAGCUCCUCUGACUGAAAGCUCAGAAGUGUUAAUAUUUUCUUGCCUUUUGAAAUCCAGUAACAAGAAAUAAACCAUUUUUUUUUAUAUAUAUGGGGAACAAUGAGAAGCUUAUAAUAAACCCAUGCAGUGAUUCUGUCCUUCAUGUCUGCACACUCCAGAAGCCACAGCACAAACACCAGGAUCUGCUCACCAGCUGUUGUGUGGAAGCGCGAUCCGCUCUCAGUCCCUCAGUGCUGAACCAAAAUGGGCACAAUUCCUCAGCCAUGGAAUCAGAGGGAGAAUGAGAGCAACCCCCAUCCUCUCCCCACAGCAGGGAGGGCAGCUGGAGCCACACUCCUUCCCAAGCUCUCCACUCCUGCUGUCACUCUGCUGUGCUGGGCCAUCGCCACCUGAGUGCAGCUCUGGAGAGAAGCAGCAGCU